Messenger RNA from Bursaphelenchus xylophilus (pine wood nematode), 7130 nucleotides. The record is from the annotation of a GenBank genome assembly. Lineage: Eukaryota; Metazoa; Nematoda; Chromadorea; Rhabditida; Aphelenchoididae.
AUGCAAGUCAUUUUGCAUUGGCAUGUCCUACCAUCUUCCUUCCUUUUGGCCUGUACUUGCGAGUUUGAUCGUUUCAAGCAUAUACAUGAUUAUUUUCGUAAAAACCAUGCAUUUCCUUUGUUUUCUACUCCUGCUAGUGGAAGUCCGGCGGUAGGUGAACUUUCCGAUUCGUCCCCUCCAUCUGUUCCCUCUCUUUCUUCUACGCCCGUUACUUCCAAUCAUGAAGACGAUGAUGAUGAAGAUUGGGUACCAUGUAGGUUCUUGAUAUGCUAAUAACUGAACUCCCGUAGCAUUUGGCGAUGUUGUGGACCCGGAUGUCUCGCCUCGGUUUUUACGCGCUGGUCGUUUUGUUGGUCGUCAUAUGAAAUUGACCCGUCAAGACAAUCGUGACGCCUCUGCUCUUGACCUUCUCCUACUCAACGUUUAUCCAUACGCUUGCGAUGUUUGUCAUCAAUGGAAGCGUAGGAGUGUUUUAUUCAUUCGAUCAUGUCAGCAGCUGUUGCAAUUCACGGCUAUCGAUUUUGGUGGUAAUCCUUUUACUUGUUUUGUCUCAUCGCUCCUCUCAACCUCUUCGGGCUCAGUGAAUAUAUCCGAUUAUACUGUUAGCAAAAACCAGGCUCGCGCUUUCAGGGAUCGCGAAAUGCGGAAAUUACGGUCUUUAGAAAUGCGGCCAUUAACUCAAGUUACUUUGAUGUAAUUACUAUGAUACUACUGACUUAAACAAAUACUUAAUAUUUUAUUAUCCACAGACGCGCUUAGCUGUGUGCUGAAUACCUCCCCCAGCAUUGGCAUUUUCCUCUGUUUCUUCACCUUCAUAUUAUCUUAUUGCAGAUACCUUGCCUUCGGAGCCUGUGGUUUGUCGCUCUUGCUGGACUGCUUUACGUCGAGACCUGGUGCCUCGCUUUUCAAUAUAUAAUGGUUUGUCCUUGGACCCCUUGCCUUCUUUUAUGCAACAUCUUUUGCCAUUUGAAAAGUGCUUUCUGGAACUUGUACAUCCAGUUCAACGUCGCUUUGUUGGCACCAAUCGCCAUGGACAGCGCACUCAAACUGUUUGCAAAUCCGGCGUUAUGGUGCUCUUGCCGAGUCCUAUUCAAUCUUACAUUGAUGUCCUUUCUGAGUUUCAACAUACGUCUUCCUCCUUGCUGGAUCCUGCUCACAUUCAAUUACGUAUCAAUGGUAUUCUUUUCAAUUUCAAUUCCGUUUUCAUUUAUUUGCUUUUUUAUUCGGCUUUUAUAGAACUGCACGCCCUUCAAGACGUCCGAUUGCCGGUCAUUUAUGCUUGCUUACAACAUUUUAAAGACAGUGGGAAUGAUCUUUUUGCGACUGUCGAUCUUUCACGUCGCGUCGUUUCGCCCGGAGACGACGCUUCACGUGUUCUGACAAAAUCUUCCGUCGUCCAAUCAGCUGUCUGUAACAACUAUGCUGGUCUCCCUGGUACGGCAGUGCAAGUAUUUAACCUGACUCGUCUAACGUCCCAGCCUCUGUUGUAUACGAUGCCUUUCUUGGAAGAAAAAUGUUUUCCAUACUUAUUUCCCAGUGGCCGGUUCGGAUUCUCAUACACCCGUGCGCAACCCUUAACUCUAAAGGUAUUCUUUAUCCUGCUUCUGCUUACUAUUUAUAGUAGACGAACAACUUUUUUGUUUCCCAUUAUAUGCGAAUCUUCCUUUUUUUCAUUCCACCCCUAUUUACUUUUAGGAGUAUUUUUCUUGCCGUCUACGAAACAAGGAUUUGCGUUUUGCAAUGUCUCUUGAAUACAUUAUGUUUGCGAAAGGCAUGAUCGAGCAAGAGGAAAUCCGACGUGCUAUUGCGAAUUGUUCGAUGUUAACAGAUCGUAUCCGGACAGCGCGGACGGUUUUGACUAGUAUUGAAAGUGGCGACACGACGACGUGCAUUUUGAUGUCAUAUUUAUUGCGCAACAUUCGUGGCGAAUUAAGUUAUUGGGGUACUGUACGUCGAGAUUUGCUGGGAUAUGUUUCCACUUUUGGGCAUCCGACCCUUUUGUUAACACUUAGCCAAAACUACAAGGAUCCUCAUCAUCUUCAGAUCUACAAAAACGUUUUUGGGGCUGUGGUAACUCCUUUCAACAUUCAUACCUACGUUGCAAAGUGCCCAUAUUUUUCUGUUGAGUAAGCAAUUCAUUCAUUUUUCCGAUUGAUCCACGUCUGCGUCCUCUUUAUUUAGAUUUCUGCGGUGGCACUUCGGCUAGUUUCCUAUUCAUCUGCUUUCCUCUGUAGCUGGCCCUUUAUAUUUUCUAGCGACUGCUUUCAAAACAAACUGUUUUGUCCUAAUUUCUUUAGCUCACUGGGCGGAGUGUGCACGAAGAAAUUUAAAUAAAACGCUUCUUCGCUUCAAGUGCUCUAGCUUUGACGUUUCAGGUAUUUUUAUAACUUCUAUGUGGAGUACAUUACACAUUUUAUCGUUUCGGAUAACGGCCCACUUGGUGCUAUUCGACAUUAUUAUUUAAAAUUUGAAUUUCAAAAAUGUGGAGCUCUUCAUGUUCAUAUUCUUUUGUGGGUUGACGGCUUCCCAUCUCUUACUGCUUCCAACGAACCAUACAUCCGCUCAUACAUUAAUCAACACAUCACUUGCGAACUCCCUAUCGAUGAUCUCCACUUAAUUUCCCUAGUCCGACAGCAUCUUUUGCAUGAGCCUUCUCACAAUGCUACUUGUUGGCGGCUUGAUCAAUUUGGGCAUGGUUACUGUCGGUUUAAGUUCCCUCAGCCUGUUUGUCAGACGUUGCGUCUUGACUAUAACGAGGAUGAUGUUUUGAUCGGUUAUUCCCUUCGCCGCGCCUCUGCUGAACAAGUAAGGCUACCUUCUCGCUAUACAUUUGUUUAGCAUGUUUCCUCGUAUAACGCAACUAUUCUUCGGCAACUUUCUUGUAACAUAAACUUGCAACUUAUUGUUCCAUCCUGCCGUUCCAAGCUCUACGACUACGUCACUGCUUAUGUCACCAGGAGUGAACCUGUGUCAGAUGAGUCUCCUUUAUUAGCUUCAAACCUUUGCGAUGACAUUACCCCUCAAGGGUUGCUGCAGGUUGCGGUAGACAUGCUGAACAAGCGGCCGGUUUCCUUCCACGAAACCACAUUUUCUUUAUUACAAGGAAAAAAAUACUUCAUGUUCAGUUCGGACCGUACCUUCAUCAACACUUACAAGUCUUGUCACCGGUAUCGCAGACUUCGUAGUAAAGAGGAACUGCAGGUGAGGCUUCCGUUACAGCUGCCGUCGGGCUCAAUAUUAAUUCAUAACCCCUGUACAACAUUUAAUGCUUCAUGACGUUUUUCGUAUUGCACAACAGGACGGUCUUAUAAUCUUUUACCUUUUACAUGGGCUCUUCUUUAUCGUAGCUCGCCUCCGUGCCUGCCAAUGUGUAAUUUGUCAUUUUUUACAGAAAUUCCCUGAUGAUCCUGCUGUUCUGGAAAACGUUCUCGACGACUUUUAUCCUCGUCGUCCUUUAUCCUUGGAGUCCUGCUCCUUAUUCUGUUUCAUGCGGAAUUUUUACAUUUCCUAUGUGGCUCCUCCCGUUGUUAUUGGUAGGACAGCUGUUCUUUUCGUAUCCUUGUCUUUUAGAUGUUCUGCCAACGACGGCUGUUGCUGAUCCCAUCCUCUGUAAUGAUCCUUUGGCCGGUUUUUACAACGUACAAAAUAUUCACUCUGUGUUCUAUAACUACAACACCUUGUCUACGGGUUCAGGAUUUGUUUUACGGGAUCUGCAAACUCUGGCCUUCUAUGAAACUGCCCGCAAGCAACGAGUGUAUUUAGUCAAACGAAGAACUCCCACAGUUCCUAUCAUUCAUUUGGAUGAUUAUAAUAUGGAUGAUCCUUCUGAUCGGGCACUUUUUUAUUGGCGGUUACUUUUCCUUUUUGUUGUAAGCGUUUCUUCUUGUCCUCUACUCUCUUCUGCAGCCUUGGCGAACGGAACCCCUCGACACAGGAACUGUAUCGGUUUGGAAGCAGUGGUGUUCCACUUUGUGUUCUGGCUCCUCUCUCCAACAAGAAGCUCUUUCCGAAUUGGAAGCUUAUGUCCGCCAACACACCGUCACUAUCACAGAUUUUUCUUCCACAAUUUCCCUUCCGUUGGACGAUGAAUCUGCUGAACCACCAGAGCUUAUGCAGCCAUUCUAUGACAACAUCCUUUCCCUUGUACAUGAUGCCUCGUAUUUUUCCACUGUUGUUGGCUUGCAAGGCUCUUUAACUGCAGAACAGCGCACUGUUUUUAGCAGGGUGAGUUCAUAUUCUUGUAUUUAUGUUUUGCCUAGGUUUUUGAUCAUUUCACUUCUCAGUCAUCCACGCAACUGUUGCUGUUCCUGACCGCUGAACCCGGUUGCGGCAAAACAUAUCUUUUAAAUUUUUUAUUAUCGUUCUUUAACACUCCUUCCUCAUCUGUUUCUGUCGGUAAUAACAUGCCUAACAUGGUUGCUUUGGGCCCUUCUGGAUGGUCCGCGCAUUUGAUUAAUGGUAUUACUUUGCAUAGUGCUCUUGGAAUCAAUUAUUCCACAACGUAUGUUCGCGUCUUCAUUUGUGCUUUUAUGCCUUAUUCUAUAUGCAUUUUCGGACUAGGUGGGCCACUUAACACUCUUCCUCUUUUGAGAUAUUUCUCCGGCAUUAAUGAACCUAUUUCUAUAAAAUUUGUAUCCAAUUAACGGUGAUUAACCCCAUUUCUUGUCCACCUACUGUAAACCGUGUACCUUCACGGAUGUCGCCGUUCUGAGCUUUCAUACAUUUGUAGAAAAUUUUGGAACCCGAAUAUGAGCAUUUUUUCAAUUAUUUAAACCAUUUGAGCUUACGUCCGUACCAAGUGCGUUAAUCUCAUUAGACAUGAUAUUUUCGCUUUAAUUUCAUACAACUUUUACGGGAUUGGUUUGUUACUGUCCGCCAGAUACCUGCAACGAGAUUGGCCGUUCUGAGUGGCGUGCCCUAUACACCUUUUGCAUCUUUGCAAACCCCCGCGUAAUACAGGUAACUCUAUUUUAGUUCGUAUGGAGAAGACUACCUAACUCCAUUGCCGUACCAGCAGCGAAUCAUCCGUCGCAACAUCUUCAACUCUGUCCGUUAUUUAAUAAUUGAUGAAGUUUCGUUGAUCAGUAAUGUAUUAUUGCUUAAAAUUCAUGCCCGCCUAGUGUGCAUUAUGAAUGUCAACAAGCCGUUUGGAGGUCUCAAUGUAAUUUUGUCUGGCGAUUUGUGUCAACUGCCCCCCGUCCGAGGAGCUCCAAUUUUUGCAGACGUCACACAACAUCAACUUACUUCCAUUUUUUCCUCUGCCGGCGCUAACUCCUUGUGGUUUGUUUGAGUCAAGUAUUCAAUCGACUUUCUAGGACCUUGUUCCGCCCAGUGUACCUUACCGACCCAGUACGCUUCCAUUCUGAUACGGAGUAUAGUUGUUUUCUCCACCGUAUGCGGGUUGGACAGUUGUCACUUGAUGAUUUCAACUCUCUGCAGCGUUGCAUCAUUGUUUCCCAUUGUCUCGAUGCUCUCAUUUCCCGUUUAGUAUCGCCUGACGCUAUAGUGUUGUUUGGAACAAAUUCUGAAGUCAACACGUUCAAUUCUAACAUCAUUUCAAAGCUCAACUUUACUUUAGUAGCCGUUCCAGCUGUUGAUGUUGCCAUUAGCGAUAUUAAUUCAACCAGCUUUCAUUCCCUCGUAAGUUCGAUUCUAUAUUGUUCUUACUCAGUUCAGGUUCUCAGUGACUGGGCUGUUCUUACUCUGCGCCUGUGCGUAGGUUUAAAAGUUAUGUUACGAAAAAACGAAUUCCCCCAUGUUAAUGGAUCGGUUGGAUUUAUAACAUCUUUAAACUAUUCGAGUUCUGGCGUUACGACACUUGAUAUUGAUUUUGGUGGCACCUCUUUUCGCCUUCACAAGCGACCAUCGGUCGGUAUUUUCCAAGGACGGUACAUUAUGCGCUAUCAGUUCCCAAUUAUUCCGGCAUACGCCUUGACUGUCCACAAAAGCCAAGGCCUAACCGCCUCUGAACUUUUUUUGGAUAUGUCCACAAUGAACCAUGCCGCCGUUGCUUAUGUGGCCUUUUCUCGCGUGCGUUCUUUCGGGGGUUUGCACAUUCUUCGGUAUCGUUCUGAUGUUUUUGUGCCAAACCUACCUGCUUUGCGCGAGUAUUCACGUUUGGAAUCGGUUGGUUAUGGCAUGGAUAACGGUUCAAGUAUGUUUGAAAUUAUUUUUCUGUCAAUCGUCCUUCAAACGGCAUCAAAUACAUUAUAAAACUUAUAUCACGCUUUUCUUCAGGCCCUCUUUCUGCUCCCGUUGUUUGCAAUCCAUCCCCUGCUCCUAUGGACUCCCCCCUCUUAGCCCUAGAAAACGUUGGCGAUUCCUGUUUUAUCAAUUGCGUCGUGAAUUUACUUUAUUCAGUUCCUCAAAUCCGACGUUUUAUUACUUCUGCAGAACACACUGAUACUGUCUUACGGGCGCUUUCUAUGCUUUUCACUCGGCAUACUGCAGUCGCCGAUGUCCUUCUUCGCCCAUUUCUGACUGAUGUAGUUGCCUUUGGUCAGGACGACGCCGCGAUUGUCUUAGAGUGCAUAUUUGCUACCCGUGGCUUCUCGCGUUUUGUUUCGGACUUUUUCGCGCCUGUGGUCCACAGUUGUUUUUGCUCUUGUCGUUCCGAGAGUUUGCCCCGCAAGUAAGUAAUACGUGCUCUUAUAACCUUCUGUAUUACUUUCAUUGUAGUUACUGCCAGAUCGUAUUGGUUCCUACUUUUGCGUACCCGUUGUACUUGGAGGAUGUCAUAUUUUCAAUGGCUACUGACGUUUGUGACACCUGCAAUUCCUUUAUUCAUCUCUCCAAUGAAUUUCGGUACAUCUUACUUCCUUAUUAUUCAUUUUUUAAGGUUUGGUCGUUAUUUGCUAGUGCGCGUUGACCACGUCUACACUGACAUCAACGAGUAUUUCCGUCAGACAGUACUGAUCCGUUCUUGCCCGACGAUUACACUUGACUCCUCGAAAUAUCGCAUUAUAUCCAUCUGCGAUUACAUUCCUUCCAGUUGCAGUUCGGGCCAUUAUACUUGCCGCUGUUACACAACCGGCGUUUGGUAUAAAAGCAACGACCUUGAUGUUUCUAUUAUACCUUCUUCUUGCGAUUUAAGUACAGCUAGGCUUCUAAUGUUAGAAAAAUGCGACUAA